AUGUGUAAGUCCCGCAUGGAUUACCUGAGCACGGUCGUGUUCCCGCGGGCCGCGGCCGACGGGGCAUUCGGGCCCGGCGCCGAGUACGUGUCGUUCCGCGCGGACGACUGCGGCGGACAGAUUUUGGACGACUACCAGUUCGCGUCCGACAUCGUUUUCGGCACUGUCACGUUGACCGGGUCCGAGUGGCCGGCGGGCGGCGUGCCCGUGGUGGUCAAGAUGAAGAACGCGGACGCCCGCAUGGCGGCCAUGAUGAACAUGCACGAAAAGUUCUACAACGAGCACGUGUUCUACACACGUCUGCUGCCCGUGCUGGCCUCGAGCUCUGCCGAUCCGGCUGCCGUGUUCGCGCUGUUCCCGCGGUUCCUGUACUCGAACGUGACGCUGGACGGCGGCACGGAUGGUGGACAGCAGCAGGUGAUCGUCCUGGCCAACCUGGCGCCCGCCGGUUAUCGUGCGAACAACCAGAAGGUGUUCCUGGACGUCGGACACGUUCUGCUGGCGCUCCGCAAGUUGGGCGCCCUGCACGGGCUGUCGUACAACGCCAAGGCCUCGGACAGCAGCCGCGAGGGGCCGUCGUUCGCUGACCUCUGCACCGGGUCUUUAGUCGAGACCCAGUGGUUCAACGGACACUGGUACAUGAGUCCGCGUUUCUUAUCAGGAACCGGUAACCGGGGUGUGAACGCUUUGCGCGACUUGGACACGGACGGCAAGUACGCGGCACCACUGGCCCAGGUGCAGGCCACGCUGAGCGGCGAGAGCGAGACGAUGAAAGCGCUGCUGCGGCCCGCCGAGCCGCUGGCCGUGUUGUGCCACGGCGACUUUUGCCGCAACAACCUGCUGUACCUGUACGACGAGGCCACCGGGCGGCCCGUGGACGUGGCCGUGAUCGACCCGGCGCAGGCGCGGUACGCGUCCCCGGCCAUCGACCUGUCGUUCUUCCUGUACAUGAACACGUCGGACGCCGAUCGGGUCGCGAACUGGGACGUGUACGUGGCCGCCUACCUGGACGGCGUCGCAGACGUGACGCCCGCCGGCCGGGCCGUGCCGCUGACCGCCGCCGACGUGCACGCCGAGAUGCGCGCGCACGGCCUGUACGGUUACGCGCACUGUUCGUUCUUCCUGCCGGCCAUGGUGAACGCCGUACCGCCCGACGUGGAGCGGCUGACCAAGAGCACAUCGGAAGAGCGCAUCCAGCUCAUCAACGAGUCGGGAGGACAGGAGGCGGACAGGCUGCUCGCGUCCAUCUUGCGACACAUGGCCGACCGCGGGUACGUCUGA
Molecule: messenger RNA, 1281 nt
Organism: Macrosiphum euphorbiae (potato aphid)
Lineage: Eukaryota; Metazoa; Arthropoda; Insecta; Hemiptera; Aphididae
Source: the annotation of a GenBank genome assembly